This is a messenger RNA of Triplophysa rosa, 1643 nucleotides long. RefSeq names its product cytochrome P450 2J2-like. Gene Ontology annotation, cellular component: cytoplasm; intracellular membrane-bounded organelle. The transcript has 9 exons. Gene Ontology annotation, molecular function: heme binding; iron ion binding; oxidoreductase activity, acting on paired donors, with incorporation or reduction of molecular oxygen, reduced flavin or flavoprotein as one donor, and incorporation of one atom of oxygen. NCBI's taxonomy places the organism in Eukaryota, Metazoa, Chordata, Actinopteri, Cypriniformes, Nemacheilidae. Gene Ontology annotation, biological process: xenobiotic metabolic process. Bases 7 to 1485 code for a protein of 492 amino acids. The record is from RefSeq and is a predicted model, not a curated record.
AAAACCAUGAUCUUACACCUCAUAUUCGACAGCCUUGAUUUUAAGAGCUGGAUGGUUUUAAUUUUAGUUUUGCUGAUUCUGUAUGAUGUUUUCAAAAACAGGAAUCCAUCAAAUUUCCCUCCAGGACCCUGGCCUCUUCCAUUCCUCGGAACUGUAUUUACUGAAAUGGAUUUUAAGACCAUGGAUAAGUUGACUAAAGUCUAUGGGAAGAUUUUUAGCUUGAGAGUGGGCAGUGAGAAAAUGGUAGUCGUUUCUGGAUAUAAACUGGUAAAGGAGGCCCUGAUUGACCACAAUGAUGGUUUUGUUGAGCGUCCGAAUGUUCCUUUGUUCAACAAAACAUUUAAAGGAAUAGGUAUAGCUUUGAGCAACGGAUAUCUGUGGCGCAUGCAUAGGAAGUUUACCGUUUCUCAUUUGAGGAACUUCGGCGAGGGGAAAAAGGCCAUUGAGCUCAGCAUCCAACAAGAGUGUGUUUUCCUUUGUGAUGCCUUUAGGGUGGAAAAGGGACCUUUCAAUCCCCAGGUCAUCUUAAACAGUGCUAUCUCAAAUAUUGUUGCCUGCUUGGUGUUGGGACAACGCUUUGACUAUCAUGAUGAGCGUUACCAAAACAUUCUAUGCCUUGACACUGAAUGUGUUCAGCUAGCAGGCCAAACUAGAACACAGUUGUACAAUGUGUGGCCUCAACUCUUUGAAUACCUUCCUGGCCCCCACCAAACAUUGUUUGCCAACUAUAAAAAGAUCACAGAUUUCCUAAGAGGAGAGAUCAUAAAACACAGAGAAGACUGGGACCCUUCAAACCCUCGUGACUAUAUAGACACCUACUUGACGGAGAUGCAGAAGAAAAAGAGUGACCCUGAGGCUGGUUUUAAUAUAGAAGGGUUAGUGGUGACUUGUCUAGACCUGGUUGAAGCUGGGACAGAAACUUCAACGACAACAUUACGCUGGGGUCUGCUCUAUAUGAUAAAGUUUCCAGAAAUACAGGAAAAGGUCCGGGAAGAAAUAGACAGAGUCAUUGGCCAGUCCCGUCAACCCUGCUUGGCUGACAGAGUUGACAUGCCCUACACUGAUGCUGUCAUCCAUGAGACACAAAGAUUUGGUAAUACUGUGCCACUGGGAUUCCCCAAACUUGCUGCUAAAGACACCACGCUAGGAGAAUACUUCAUUCCUAAGGGCACCGCCGUUACAACCAGCCUGUCUUCAGUUCUUUAUGAUCCAGAUGAAUGGGAAACACCGCACACUUUUAACCCACAACACUUUCUGGAUGAUAAAGGCCAGUUUCGGAAGAGGGAUGCUUUCUUGCCAUUUUCAGCAGGUAAGAGAGCGUGUUUGGGAGAGCAGCUGGCCCGUAUGGAGCUCUUCCUGUUUUUCACCUCCCUGCUGCAGCAAUUCUCCAUCUCAAAAUGUCCGGGAGAGGAGCCCAGUUUGGACGGCGAGAUAUGGUUUACAUACGCUCCUGCUCCGUUCCGCAUUUGUGUGUCCCCACGUUAGACUCUGGGAAAAGAAAAUAGCAAUUCUUUAAAAAAAAUUCAAGGAUCGUGAUUUGUAAAGUUCCAUAGUUCAGUAUAUUGUUUUCUAUAUGUACUCAUAGUAUUAUAUUCUAAAUCCUUUUAAUUGUUUAUUUUUUAUUUUUUUCAUUAUUACUGAAA